ACUGAACCAAACCAAACCGCAGUUUAAUUAGACAAUCGGAUUGGAUGACAUUUCUCUCAAAAACUGAACCAAACCGCACCGCAAACACCAAGUAGCUUCUUUUUUUUUUGGACAGGGAUCCGGGCCAACAAUCAAACUCGGAUCCAAAACAGGACAACCCAAACAACAAUCCCAUAUCCCAACCCGGUCCUCUUCCUUUUGUUGAGGAAGUAGCUUCUUGAAAUCGUUGAGUAAGAGGCUUCUCUGCUGGGCUUUGGUUGCGCUUUGGUCCAAUUGGUCAGAUAAAACAGACAAACCCAAAUUGGCCCAAAUGAUAAACCCAAACUGGCCCAAAUGAUAAACCCAAACUGGCCCAAUAGUGUAGCCAUCAGCGUCGCCUUCGUCACUUUGUCAGCUCGUGGCUGCAGCUCUGUUUGUGGCAGCUCCCGUUCAUCGAGUUUGUUCUAAUUAUUACUGCUAUUGCUUAAUUGAUCAAUUCAAUUUUCCAACCAUUCAAGGGUUUCAAAUGGAGGGUAAAUUUGCUGAAGAACUUUAUGCUGAAAGCUUAGAACUUUCAAAAUCAGAACUAAAAUCAACUAGUGCUCAUGAUCAAGAAAAUAAGUUACAUGAAUGUGAUGAUGAUGAUCUUUGGGGUGAUUCUGAUGACAAGUUGGAUAAAUCAUCAGAUUUGGACAGAGAGUGGCAAAGGAGGCAUGAUGAAUUCCACACGAUCGGGUAUCGGGAAGGUCUUAUAGCGGGAAAGGAAGCUUCAUCUCAGGAGGGGUUCAAUAUUGGUUUUAAACAAUCAGUCCUUGCUGGUUAUAGUUGGGGUGCUGUAAGAGGUGUUACGAGUGCAUUUGCGCAUCUUCCAGAUGAGUUAAAAGAGAAGCUGGUUGAAAAGCUAGAAAAACGUAAUGAACUCCAUGGGAUGCAUGAAUCUGUGCAUUCUGUGUCAACAGCAGAUGCCCUUAGAUUCUUUCAUGAAGACAUCAAAGCAAAAGAAGCUUUAGAACAGAGCAAAGAUGUGAAGGUUAGCCCCUGGCAAACUUCACAUGUUUCUCAUUUGAGAAAUUAUCACCAACAACUUGAAUCUCUGAUUCAUGAUACACCUACCAUGGACAUUCAUUUACCUGAGCCAAAAUAGAAGGUGUUCUACCUGGUGUUUAAAGCUGUUUAGCUUAGAUGAUAUGAGGUUAUUGUGAUAUCUUCCAUGUGCAUGAUUGUAAAAUUUAUUAUAUGUUUCGCAUAAAAUAAAUACAGGCAAUUUAGUUCCCAAACCAGUGAAUUCAAUCAGGAUGCUUACAUGAAGU
Messenger RNA from Arachis stenosperma, 1289 nucleotides. RefSeq lists its product as uncharacterized. NCBI's taxonomy places the organism in Eukaryota, Viridiplantae, Streptophyta, Magnoliopsida, Fabales, Fabaceae. Bases 506 to 1123 code for a protein of 205 amino acids. The record is from RefSeq and is a predicted model, not a curated record. The transcript has 5 exons.